Belonocnema kinseyi is the source of this 5333-nucleotide messenger RNA. RefSeq names its product RING finger protein nhl-1 (gene tn). Lineage: Eukaryota; Metazoa; Arthropoda; Insecta; Hymenoptera; Cynipidae. The transcript has 17 exons. Gene Ontology annotation, molecular function: protein binding; translation repressor activity; metal ion binding. The coding region runs from base 569 to 4336 and encodes 1255 amino acids. The record is from RefSeq and is a predicted model, not a curated record. Gene Ontology annotation, biological process: proteasome-mediated ubiquitin-dependent protein catabolic process; protein polyubiquitination; negative regulation of translation.
ACAGGCCAGAUCAUCCUUUCAGUCCCCUCCUGUUCACGAAAUCGCGUUUCCGCGCGAUUUACGUGGAGGAUGGGGGCGUUGGAAUUUCGAAACGAGUUUCUCGCCGGCGUCUAUAGAGCGUUUCACCUCAAAGCUCAAGGCUAAGGGACUGAUGUCGUGGUCUCUCUAUAACGCUGAAUUCUCAAUAGCAUCAGCUCCUGGAGGCAUUGAGAAUCAAAACCCUAAGUCAGCCAAGCUUUUGAGCUUUCAGAUUCCGCUGAUACAGCAAUGUCCACACAAAUCCAAGAAACGGCAUCCAACUACCUCAGAAAAUUGCUACACAGCUCCACUUUAGAAAGAGAAACAAGGUUCAUUAGAAGAAGGAAGGACAACUCGAAGUGGUGGAAGACGAUCUUGCCAGAAAUAACUAAUAAGACAUUCACUCUAAGACGGGCGGCCAUCCGGCCCGGACGAACGCGCUGAAACAGCGCCCAAUUUUUGUGGUCGAAGAGUGCGAAACAUCGGGGCCCUAUAAAAAGGGCCCCCAAACGGAAGGAUCCGCCCUUAGGCGGAGUAAGGGGCAGGCAUCAUGGAGCAGUUUGAGCAACUGCUAACGUGCGCAAUCUGCUUGGAUCGUUAUAGAAAUCCAAAGUUGCUGCCAUGUCAACACAGUUUUUGCAUGGAACCGUGCAUGGACGGCCUUGUCGAUUACGUUCGUCGACAGGUCAAAUGUCCAGAAUGUCGGGCCGAACAUCGCAUACCCUAUCAAGGUGUGCAGGCCUUCCCAACAAACGUCACCUUGCAACGUUUUUUAGAAUUACACAUAGAAAUUACUGGCGAAUUACCAGAUCCCACAAGUGGCCAAACCAUGGAACGUUGUGGCGUUUGUUCGGAAAAAAGUUAUUGUGCUCUUUGCGUCCAUUGCGAGAAAAAAUGCUGUCCAGAAUGCAAGGAUGCUCACAUGGAUAUUCUCAGGCGAGAAAUCACUCGCAUCAACUCACAGGUGCGUAGAGGGUUACACAGACUGCAGGAUGCUCUGGCCUUAGUUGAAAAGAACACCCUAGGUUUGCAAACAAAUUCUGCAUCAGUGGGCGAGGAAGUGGAUGAAAUUUAUAGAAGACUUAGCAAGGCUCUUAAAGAUCGAACUGAACAUCUACGUAACGAAAUUGAUCGAUAUUUAGGCACAGAACUCAGAGGCCUCAUCCAACUCAAAGAAAACCUCGAGCUUGAAAUUUCAAACAUCCAAAGCAACUGCGACCUCGCGGAAGCUCAUAUCAAUGAAAAUGUGCCCUGGGAUGAUGCAGAACUCCUCGACACCAAAGAACUCUUUUUAAGAACGGUGGAAUUCAUUAGAAACUUUGAAUAUGAAGCGGGCGACUAUGGUCGACGUGUUCGUUUCGUGAUGGCACACGACCCAAACCAGCUGGUGCUUCAUGUAGCUGGUUAUGGUGAAUUAAACAUCAAACCGGAAGCCGGCACCGCGGGUCUUUUAGGAAGCAGUUCCGGAACUCUUGCACCACCCGGUGGAUCUCCAGGGUUAAUGAGAAGCAAAAGCGAUCAUCGACUUGCUUCCCAGUAUCGCCAACCGGAUGACGAUCGGAUAUCCAGAAAUCGAUACGCCCCGGACUACGAGUACGAGGCACCGGAGUAUGAGGCACCGAGGAAUAAAUCGCGGUAUAGGAGUCGAUUUAUGAGGCAUAGAGAUGGUGAAGACUCAGAUGGCGAUACCAGGUCGACUGUAAGAUUCACGGGGACUCAAGAUUCAGCAAAUCCAAGAGAAAAAGUCCUCGACACGGAAGAUGCUGCGAGAGGUCCUCUCUCUGGGAUUUUUCGACUCACGGAUUCCCCUCGUGUAAUGAAGAAGCUUCAAGAGUGCGAAAGAGCAGGAAAGAAGAGAAAGGAAGAGCCCGUCCAGCCGCAACCUGCCCCACAACCAAAGCCCCAGGUCCAGGUGAGAAAAGCGCCCACGGCGAUGGCCAGGCAGCUUAGCGAAGACGACGAAAUCUCCAGAAUUAAAAAGCAGAACAAGAGCAUACCUGCCACACCGGAAACUGUUGAAGAACGCCCACCCUUGUCUGUGCCCAUUCAUCCGUCCGUCAGAGAUACGCAGGAAAGAGAACCGGAAGACCUUCCUCGAAGAACGCCUGUCUCAAGGAGAACGUCCACAGAGGCCCAUACUCAUGGUGCAAGAAGCACAUCCUCGGAUUCCAGUACUGGUUCUGAAAGUUCGAGUGGAUCUGGUAUUCGCAACACUGGUGCACCAUUUACAGCUGAAGAGAUGAAACAAAAAUAUUUGACGAGAGCUCCACCGACAAAUACGACCACCUCCACUGUUUCUUCCGGAGUCGGUGUUCUUUCGAGUUCAGCCAAUAGAGACCCUCCAACUACAACUACUUCCUCUCCCAGACCUUUCCAGAGCCGUUUUUUAGGCGGAGGUAAUCGUGCCGCACCACCGCCUCCUCAAGUAGUCCCAGUGCCAGCAAGAGAGGAACCAAAAAAGAAGGAAGAGGAGGAUGACGAUGAUGAUGAGACGACUACUUCCUCUGAAGAAACGGAAUCUGAAACCGAUGAGGAAUCGGAGACUGAAACUCGGCCAUCGACGACAGUGCCACCAACAACUCAAGAACGGCAAAGAAGUGAAUCUGCAAUGGCUCGAACAGAUAUUGGUCCUCUUCUUGCUCGCAGUGCCGAAGCUCGUCGCGGUAGCAAAGAAGACUCACCUUCUAAUAGAUACUCGUCUCCGAGGGGAAGUCCAGCUCAGACAACUCCGACGACGACAUCGAUGACGACAUCACCAGGCAGUUAUACCAGCAGGUUUCUCAACAAGAGCAGGAGUCAGGCGGCGAUAGCAACACCCAGAGAACGAGAGCGAGAGCCAGUGGAAGUGGAGCCGGUGGAACCCUUGUCUCCGAGGUCGAGGUACGCGGCCUUGAAGGAAAGGAGACAAAGAUUGGCGAGGUCAAGGAGCUCCCACAACUUCGGUGGCGAGGACCUGGACAUCGACGAAGAUCCACCGUCGCCGACGACCCAGUCUCCGAACGCCUACCUGGCCGCCAAGUAUGGCGUCGGUUCGGAACUUGCAAGGAGUCGCAGCACCCACGCCCUAAAGUCCAGGGAACCGAGUCCGGAUCGAGAUCGAGGAGGCGCCGAAAAAGACGGCGCUGCCCUUAGCUCUUGGGCUCGUUAUCUUAAAAAUAAGUACGGAAAUAGGAGCACCAAGGAUAAGGAACCACCGACCACCUCUUCGAUCCCGUCUUCUAGGAAUAACGUAACUUACAUAAUAAACCAUCUGAAAGGGCACCAAGCAAGGAUUGUAAGGAGGAAUUCAAAUAUUAUUGCAAGCGCGACCUCUAGGAGGUUGUCGCUCGGUCUGCCUCUGCGACAACCAGGUCAAACUUCCUUCGAAUCUUCUGACGACGACCAAAAAAACCCGUCAGGCUCCCCCACGUCCCCUAUAGCAGCUCCCGCUAUCCCCGCGGCAGCAGGUUCCUCCACUAGAGGUCAGUACCUGCUGAAGCGAAGGCAGCUGUUUAAAUUUGGGAUGCGGGGGAGCGAAGCCGGAUGCUUUACUUGGCCAAGAGGCCUCGCUGUUGGACCCGAUAACUACAUCGUCGUGGCCGAUAGUUCCAAUCAUCGAGUUCAAGUCUUUGAUGGGAACGGGAACUUCAUGAAGGAGUUCGGAACGUACGGUAGUGGAGAAGGACAGUUUGACUGUCUCGCAGGAGUAGCGGUAAACAGGAUCGGGCAAUUUAUCAUCGCCGAUCGAUACAAUCAUCGUAUCCAGGUCUUGGAUCCCUCUGGCCGAUUUCUCAGGGCCUUUGGUUCUCAGGGAACGGCUGAUGGGAGAUUUAACUAUCCUUGGGGCAUUACUACAGACGCUCUUGGAUUUAUUUACGUGUGCGACAAAGAAAAUCAUCGCGUUCAAGUCUUCCAGUCGGAUGGAACUUUUGUCGGAAAAUUCGGUUCCUGCGGAAGCGGACGUGGUCAGCUAGAACACCCUCAUUAUAUCGCCGUAAGCAACACGAAUCGGGUUAUUGUUAGUGACAGCAAUAAUCAUCGGGUUCAAAUUUUCGAUGUCAAUGGGCGUGUCCUAACAGCAUUUGGAUCUGAGGGUUCUGAGGAAGGUCAAUUUAAGUUUCCUCGUGGUGUCGCUGUCGACGAUCAAGGCUACAUCAUCGUCGCCGACUCUGGAAAUAAUCGUAUUCAGAUUUUCACUCCGGAGGGCGUCUUUCUCAGGGCAUUUGGAAACUGGGGAAGUGCUGAUGGCGAAUUCAAAGGACUCGAAGGUGUCGCCGUCACUUCCGCUGGAAAUAUCGUUGUUUGUGACCGCGAGAACCAUCGGGUUCAAGUUUUUUAAUACAGUAAAAACUUUAUUCAACUGGGCUAGGAACGAAAUCACAUUUUUUCUUAAAGACUCUCAACUGAUCUUAUGUCGAAAAUAAAGUAAUAAUUUAAUUUAGGUCUAGAUAUUGUUUAAUUAGAUCUAAAAGUAUUUUUGAGUUAAACGGUUUUUUAAAUUAUGUAUUGGGCCUAUUAAGAAAAAAAUAUUUAGGACCUAAGAUUGAUAGAUACUCAGCCUGAUGUUGAUCUCGUGUGCCGAUAAAGGAUUUAUUGGCACUUCCUUUUUAUAAUAAAUAAUUGAAGUUUUCUUAGUUUCAGGGCCAUUUUACUCAUUUUUUGAAUCGAAAAUGAGUCGUUAUGUGAAAUAAGGAUUGUUGGCAUUACAAAUAAAAUUCUUUUUAUAUUAAUGCCAAUAAUUUUUUUCUCUAAUGAAAAUCCGGUUUACUACUUUUAAACGAUCUUCAGAUAGAAAAAAAAUUUAUUUAUAAGGUGUUUAUAUAAUUAGAUAAUUUAAGCAUAUUCAAAAAUCAAAAGAAAAAAACACAAGAUUUUUAGAAUUAACAAUUUUAGAAAAAUUUUCAACUGAAAUUUUACCGAACAAUUCACGCAAUCUAAGAUACAAAUAUAGUAAAUCGUUAAAAUAUAGUUGUACAUAAAAAUAAUUAUAAAACUAUUAAACAGAUAAAUGAUGAAGAUACGUCUGAUAUCAUAAACUUCGUGUGGCUAAUAAUUUAAAAUUAAUAAAUUACUCCAAUCAAAUCCACCAAACUUACGAAAACUAGUCAAUUAUCUUACAUUGAAACCACAGAAAAGUGAAUCUAAUAAGGGAUUCUUAAAACUAGAUUUUUUCAAUUUCUCAUCCGCCAAUAUUGUCCAAACUGAAUAUGAUUUUAAAUACCGCCAACUCCUGUACACGAUAUAUGCAAGUAACUUAAUUUAAUUUGUACUUAAUGUGUCAACACUCCGUUUGUACCGUUUGUAUUAUGCUUAAAAUAAAUUGUUGCAGAAAUAAU